AUGACCAAUCAGCAGUUAGGCAGCCAGGUCAGCAGGGGGCAGUGUGAGGGAGGAGGGGAGCCCCUGCCCAAGUCCAGCCUGAUGCAGUACUGUGGAUGGAUCACUCGCCACCUGCUACUGGCACUCACUGUGCUCGGAGUGGUUUUGGGGUCAGUGUUUGGGAUGCUGUUGCGCUAUGUCCCUGAAUUAGACUCCAACACGCUGAUGGUCAUCUCUUUCCCUGGAGAUAUUUUAAUGAGGAUGCUGAAGAUGCUCAUUCUCCCCCUCAUCAUUUCCAGCCUCAUCACAGGGCUGGCCGGUCUGGAUGCACGCUCGAGCGGGCGGAUGGGAACCAGAGCCUUGGUCUACUACAUGUCCACCACGAUCAUUGCCGCCGUGCUGGGGGUCAUCCUGGUCAUAGGGAUCCACCCAGGGAACCCCAAGCUCAGGGGAGCUCACGUCAGCUACGUCACCAAGAACCAGGAGGUCAGCAGCCUGGACGCCUUCAUGGACCUGAUCCGGAACCUGUUCCCUGAAAACCUGGUGCAGGCCUGCUUUCAACAGGUUCAGACUGUGGUAAAGAAGUUACCCAUAGCUACCGAGAACCAGACAGAACCGGUCCUGGUCAGUAAGAAGAAACUGGAAUUCAAGGGGGGCAUGAAUGUACUGGGUUUAAUCGGCUUCUUCAUCACCUUCGGAGUCUGCAUGGGGAAGAUGCGUGAGAAGGCCCAGCUCAUGUGUGAGUUCUUCAACAUUCUCAAUGAGAUCAUCAUGAAGAUGGUGAACAUGAUCAUGUGGUACUCCCCCGUGGGUAUCGCCUCUCUGAUCUGCGGGAAGAUCGCCGCCAUCGGGGACCUGGAGGUGGUUGCGCGGCAGCUGGGCAUGUACAUGGUGACUGUCAUGGUGGGCUUGACGAUCCACGGGGGCAUCAUCCUCCCGCUGAUCUUCUUCUGCGUCACCCGCAAGAACCCCUUCAGCUUCUACUCCGGGAUCUUCCAGGCUUGGAUCACGGCGCUCGGUACAGCCAGCAGUGCGGGCACACUGCCCGUGACGUUUCGCUGCCUGGAGGAGAACCUGCACAUUGAUAAGCGAGUGACGCGAUUCGUCCUGCCCAUCGGCGCCACCAUCAACAUGGACGGCACGGCGCUGUACGAGGCCGUGGCCGCCAUCUUCAUCGCCCAGAUGAACGCCAUCCACCUGGACAGCGGCCAGAUCAUCACCGUGAGCAUGACAGCCACCCUUGCCAGUGUGGGUGCAGCCAGCAUCCCAAGUGCAGGCCUGGUGACCAUGCUGCUCAUCCUCACCGCCGUGGGGCUGCCCACUCAGGACAUCAGCCUCCUCAUCGCCGUCGACUGGCUGCUGGACAGGAUGCGGACCUCCAUCAACGUGGUGGGCGACUCCUUCGGCGCCGGGAUCGUGGACUUCCUGUCGAGGGCGGAGCUGGCGGAGAUCGACGGGGAGGGGGAGGCUCCACCGCCCGCCGAAGCACCGUUCCCGCCGCCUCCCGUCGUCACGGAGACAGAGACGGGCCUCAGGCCCCCGCAGCUGCCCCCCCGCUCACCCAGGCCCCCGUCCCUCAACCACCACCCGCACUCGCUGUCCCACUCGCACUCCGUCUCUCACUCCCCCCGGUCCAUCCGCUCACACUCCUCCCGCUCCCUCUGCUCCCCCUCGCCCCGCCCGCUCCGCUCCCCCUCCCCCCGACCCCUCCGAGCACACUCACCCCGCCUCCUGCACCGGAGCGAGCCCGGCUACUGCGCUCUGCCCACCCACGACAACCAGGUCAAGACAGAGAGAGAGGGAAAGAGGGAGAGAGUGAGCGAAAGGGAGAGGGAGAGAGAAAUAGAGAGAGAGAGAGAGAGAAAAGAACGGGAUCACCUGAGGGCGCGGGAGAGCUACAGGGGGAGCGAGACUGAGGAAGAGGAGGAGAAAGAGAGAAUGGUGGACGAGGGGAGCGAAGGAGAGGAGAGCGACGACACGGCAUAUGACCGGAGACACGUGAUCCCGCCAGGCGACCUGCCCUGAGCGUCCUUCUGCCAAAAUACCGCCGUCACCAUCCCCUUCCCCUUCCCAUGUCCCCUUCCCUCUCCCACUAUGUCCCCUUCACCACCUGUCUUUCUCAUCACAUCAUUGUCUGUUUCUAGUUUUAAAGCUUAACGUCCAUCAGAAAGUAUUAGACAGCUACUUGCCCUUGUUUCCCAGCCUGAAAUCCUGUUCUUCAUUGUAAUUCUAAAAAGCAUUAUUCAUCAAAUUGUUUUCACAGCAGUAUUAUCCAUGAAAACAGUUUUCAACCCGUUUGGCAUUACGUCGUCAUCUGUCAUGCAUGGCAGUUAUGCUGCCAUGACAACAACUGCUGCCAUACUGUUCUGCACAACAAAGUAUGCUGCUAAACUGAGAUUACACACAGCUCCUUCAUGAUUAUUUUUUUAUUGCAAUGUCGCUCAGUCGAUAUAGUGUCAUUAACUUUUAACAUGCUUUAAGCUGUUUACGCUUUUGGUUUCUAAGGAAGCCAGUAAGAUUUGAGUUCCGUCCAGAGUGUCAUUACUCUUUCUGGCACUAUUUGCAUUUAGUGUGUUUUCAUGUCAAUUGCUUUGAUGAACUCACAGUUAAAGCAACUCUGCCCUAUGUUCCCUUUAAAUUUUUCCAACCCACCUACCCAUUCCCACAUUUAUAUCAACAUGAAGAUCUGUAUAUUUAUCUGAUGCUUAACCCUCCUAUUAUGUUGAGCUUUUAUGUUUGGACUCAAAUUGACCCCAACAGUUUAAAUACAUUUUGACAUUUUGUGUGUCUCCUUCUUAUUGUCUCCCAAAUUACUAGCAUUUUAUCCAUAAAUAUGAAAAAUCUGUGAGAGACAUCUAAUUUUAGAGCCUGAGGUACAGGAAGCAAAGAUGUGGCACCUGUAUGGGAAAGUACCACCAGAAACAUCCACAUAGAAAUCAGAGAGAAAAAGAAAAAUGGUUGUAUAUUUUCUGACAUGUUAUACAGUUACAGAGGGUCAAAUUAAGGUCAUACAACACAUGCAAAUUUGGUAGAAGACUUCUGAAAACAAAGCAUUAUGUUUACUAUUUAAUCCCACCAAAAUAGAAAAUGUAGAAAAUCAUACAGUAUCAAGAUGAAAAAAAGGUGAACUGAUUUUUAAGAGAUGUCAAGCACUGAAUGGGGUCAAAUUGACCCCAAACAUAAUAGGAGGGUUAAAAAACAAACCUGACUGAUCAUAUGGACGGAAUAUGGGAAUAUCACUGAGUAAUCGGCAUAGCUUGUCAGUUUAGAAUCACUGCAGUUCAUCUCUGCUCAUGCAUAACUCUAAUUCAGUAUCAUUGUAAUUAUUGUUCUUAAUGCUACUAAAAAGGGACACAGUUUUUUAUUGUAGGUAAUUUGUUGUUUGGUUGUCUGUCUAAAAUGAUGGGUGUUAGUUGUUUUUUCCUUCUCAGAAGCGCGGCAGCCAUUUAGAUCUGUGAUCUAUUUAUUGACAGUAUUUGUUGAUUGAUUAUUCUGUUCAGUCAGAUUUAUUUGUUAUUUAACUUUAUAUAAAUAUAUAUAUAUAUUAAUGUUUUAACUUAUGAUUUGUUCUUUCUUGUCCUUUUAAACUGACUUUCCAAUUGAACGGAAAGCCACCCAC
Conger conger (European conger) is the source of this 3598-nucleotide messenger RNA. It is a transcript of the gene slc1a9, whose product is annotated as solute carrier family 1 member 9. Lineage: Eukaryota; Metazoa; Chordata; Actinopteri; Anguilliformes; Congridae. Gene Ontology annotation, cellular component: plasma membrane. The record is from RefSeq and is a predicted model, not a curated record. Gene Ontology annotation, molecular function: neutral L-amino acid transmembrane transporter activity; L-glutamate transmembrane transporter activity; glutamate:sodium symporter activity. Gene Ontology annotation, biological process: L-glutamate transmembrane transport. Bases 1 to 2004 code for a protein of 667 amino acids. The transcript has 11 exons.